AUGAGUGAAAAGUCCAGAAGAAGUUCUUCCAAUGUAUCAUUGAAAUCAUCCAGCAGUAGUAUAGAAACAACUGUGACGAAAUUGUUAAUAUCAACAAAACAUUUACUACAUGCUUUGACACAGUGGUCCAAGGGAGCAGCAACAGGAAGAGAUGUUUCAGAUGCAUAUGUUCAAUUAGGGAAUGAUUUCAAAGUAGUCUCGAAGUUUUUUGCCCAUGCAAAAGUAGAUACUUCAGAUUUAGGUGACGUGCCAACAGAUUUACGUCGAGUCCUUGAGGUCACCUUGAGGGAGCCUGCCUGUGAUGAAACCUUAAAUAAACAUUUACCAAGUAUAAGAGAAAUUAUUGUUACUUUAUUGGAUAAAUUGAAAGUUAAACAGACGAUAUUAAAAGAUAUGAAACAUGAACAAUUUAUGAGAAUCCGUCACCAACAGACCACUUCUACGUCCAGCAACACAUCAUUAGCAACUGCAUCCACUUCACCGUCCAUUAGUGAUGGAAUUGCAGUAACGAAUGCUACAAGCGAAAAUAAACAAAGGAUCCCAGAUGUAAUGAUUGAGAAAGUUUCAACAGAUAUUUCUAAAAAAGUACCGGACGUAAAUGACGAAACGAUAAGAGUUGACAACGGAAAUGAGAUCAAAUCAAACUUAUUGCCUAAACUACGAAAUUCCCAAAAUGAAGAGGCAUUGGAACAAUUAAAGAAAGGAAACAAUCUACAAAGGAGAGCGUCAAAAAGGUUUUCAGCUUAUCAAAUGGCGAAGUUAGCUAACCAAUCUACAACGGAGGCUGCUGCUGCCGCAGCUUUAGCAUCAGUGGAUAACCCUAUUCCUCAAUUAGCUGAAAGCAUGAACUCUUCAUGCAUCAAUUCAACCGCAAAUCCAGUCGAAGCAAUGUCUGAAACUGAUAAUCCUGAAACCAUAAAUAAGGCUGACGCGUCUCCCCAUAUGAAUAGUAACUCAGUUAAUGCACUACCAGUGAAUGCUAGUGGUGAUAAACCAGAUGGAGAUAUGGUGACACUAUUUCUUACUUUGAAAGAUAAAACGAAAAAAUGUAUUACAACGCUUCCUCGCAAUAUGAACUCUUUGAGAUUAUUAUUCGUCGAACGAUUCGCGUAUUCCCCUGGUGGUAAUGCUUUCCCUGAUAUUUAUAUGAAAGAUACACAACAUGAUAUAUUUUAUGAAUUGGACGAACAAAAUUUGAACGAUCUGAAGGAUGGAUCAAUUAUUAAACUUCUCCUCCCUUCCACUUCUUCACUUGAUAGCAGUUUGUCUACAAGUAGUAUGGAUGAAAUUAGGGUAUUUAUCAAGGAGGAGUUGGCAAGAAAUCAAAAAUGUUUGUUGGAUGCCUUACAGAAAAGUGACAAUGUACCAAGUAAAGAUUCUACGGGAGAAGUAAAAGCUGUUUCUGAAUCAUCGAGUAUAGCUCCCGUAUAUACUCGCGAGUUAGACAAUGCUAAAGGAAACAAAAUAAAACAUGACCUGGCGAUUAUUAAACAAAUACACAACGUCAACAGGAAUGAUUUUACGAAGGCAAUUGAAGACAUCCUAGAAAAAAUAACUAAAUUCAAAUCGAUGUCUUUUAAUACAAAAACUUCUGCAAACAGGGUAUAUAUGGAUAAAUCCCAGAACGAACUAGGUGAGGUAUCAGAUUCUUUGUUGAGUAGGGUAGAUGAUUUGCAAGAUAUUAUAGAAGUUAUAAGAAAAGAUGUUGCUGAUCGCGGUGCCAAACCUUCUAAGAAAAAGUUAGAAUCUGUUCAACAAGAACUACUAGAUGCGAACAACGAUAUGAAAAAAAUGGAGCAAUUUAUUGCUAUUGAAAAACCUCAUUGGAAGAAGAUCUGGGAAACUGAAUUGGAUAAAGUUUGUGAAGAACAGCAGUUCCUUACUCUACAAGAAGAAUUGGUUUUGGAUUUGAAAGAGGACUUGGGGAAAGCAUCCGAGACAUUUACUCUUAUCAAUUUAUGCUGUGAAGAACAAGAAAAAAAUCCCACCAGAACUAAGACAAACCCGAUACUCCCCAUUUUGAAGCCAGGCACCUUUACUGAAGUGAGAAACCAACUAUUAGUUGAUGUGCUCUCAAUAACGCCUGAUCACGAAAGCAGACUAGAAGCAAUCGGUAAGGCAGAGAAGUUAUGGCAGAAAGAAAGGGAAUACAGAGCUGGAGACGAGUUCCAGGAUGAACUAGGCGAUUUCGUUGAGAAAUCGGCUCUCAAGAAAUCUGGUGGGGUUGAAGAAGUUGAAAGAUUAAGAGAGCAAAAGAAUAGAGAAAAUUUACGUGCCAAUUUUAAUGGAAUGCUGUAA
Molecule: messenger RNA, 2298 nt
Organism: Naumovozyma dairenensis CBS 421
Lineage: Eukaryota; Fungi; Ascomycota; Saccharomycetes; Saccharomycetales; Saccharomycetaceae
Gene: BUD6
Product: formin-mediated actin nucleation enhancer
Exons: 1
Coding region: 1-2298 (765 amino acids)
Biological process (GO): establishment of cell polarity
Cellular component (GO): cell tip; cytoplasm
Molecular function (GO): cytoskeletal regulatory protein binding
Source: RefSeq, a predicted model, not a curated record